This is a messenger RNA of Puccinia graminis f. sp. tritici CRL 75-36-700-3, 180 nucleotides long. RefSeq lists its product as uncharacterized. Bases 1 to 180 code for a protein of 59 amino acids. Lineage: Eukaryota; Fungi; Basidiomycota; Pucciniomycetes; Pucciniales; Pucciniaceae. The transcript has a single exon. The record is from RefSeq and is a predicted model, not a curated record.
AUGAACGAAGAAGGACCGCCGGGUUGGAUUGAACGAUCGCCUUUCAAAGAUGUUGGCAACCAACCAAUUCGCCUCAUGGCCUCCAAGGGAUUUGAAUCGAUUAUUCUCGACCUCCAACGGACUACCCCUUUCAAAUCUUCGUUCUCUUGGAAGGGUAUGACUUUCAAAUCUUUCGACUAG